CUAUGGCUACUUCAAUGCUGUAAAUCACACAUUUUUACUGAAUAAUGUUUUCAAAUUAAAUUUCAAAUUAAAAGUCCCAUAUUCACACUUUGUAAUCGAAAAAUAUUAUCAACUUUGUGAUGCAAUAUAAGCAAAUGUUUCCAUUGUGUUCAGGACAUCUAUGUCUACUACUAUACUAUAAACAGUUUAAUUAAAUUGAAUUUUUCUUAAAACAAAUGAAGAAAAAAAAUAACUUGCGCUAUUUCAAAAAUGACUUGAAAUGAAAAAUGAAAAACCCACAAGUUACCACAAACAGUCACACUUAAACUUGAGCUAAUAAAAUCAGUUUAGUGACAAUGAAUUCAGAAAACAGGUUACCACAAUAUAAAACAAAACUAUGAACAGAAAUCGCAAAGCAUCUUACCAAACAGAUCCUAUAACAAAGCAUUUAACCAAAUAUAAAUAUGUAGUAAAAACUUAACAUAACUACUGAACAACUAGUUUUAUUUAAACAAAUCAAUCUGGAUAUGCUUUAAAUGUGAUAUGGACUGCAGUCAGAGCAUUCAAAAGAAAACUACAUUUACUUUUGAAGUUUCUUUAACAUCCAGGUCACUGUGGUUCUGUUGUCUGACUGACAGAGUUAUUGUGCUUGUGUAGCAGUUUGUCUGUCUGUCUGUCUGUCUGUCUGUCUGUCUCUGAGCAGCAGAACUGAAAAAGUUAAGAACAGCUUUUGAUUCCGUUUUCUCAGGAUGUAAGUUGUAGCCCAAGGAAAAAAAUGAUUUGAUUUUGGGAUUUUAGGACCUUUCCUGCCAUAAACAAUGACCUGUCAGGACCAGUCGUCCUCAUUUCUGAGGAAAUGGUUACAUUUAGGAGGUAUAAAUAGAAUUGUUGUUCAGUUAAGGAGUGGCCUUGGUGGAGGUUUGCGUUCUCUGAGUGCUUUUGCUUUUAAUUUCAUUUUGUGGUGUGUGUGUGUGUGUGUAGUAGUAGUAGUAGUUGCUGGCUUUGAGGACACAUUUUGAUUCAAAACUUUGAGGACAUUUUGGUUGGUCAAAACCAAAAUUUGAUUAAUUAUGUUUUCAAUUUUAAUCAUUUACAAUUAGAAUAAACAAAUAAAGACCAAUUUGCAUUACCACAGAAAAUUAAACUAAAAAAACAAAUUUUAUUCUGUUUAUUGUGUGGUGAGUCAGAUAAUAUUCCCCAUUGUGUUGGCUUGCUUUUAUUAUGAUAUUAUUAGUGUUGUAAUAUAACAAAGUACAAAUACUUUGUUACUGUAGUACAAAGUUCACAUAUCUGUACUUUAUUCUACUUUUAUAGCUACUUUUACUCCACUACAUUACCUAAAUAAAUAGUUUUCACACUUUCACACAGUUCAACCUGGAGUUAAGAGAUCUUGUUCAAGGACAUAUAGACUAGCAGAGCCAGGAAUUGAACCCACAACCUUUGGUUGAGUGACAACUCGCCUUACCACGGAGCCACCAUAGCUCCUCACUUUUAGAAUACUUUUACUUCUGUACAUUUUGUAUCAGCACUUUUGGUAUUUAAGUACAGAAAAUAUACAACAUUGUAAAAAGUGACUUCAACUUCUACCAAAGUAAUUUUCUGGUACCUUAUACACAACUAGAUAUUAUUUAGUAUAAUAAUGAUCUUUUAACGAGGUUUAACGUACAUAUGACACCUGCUGUAUUAGCAGGUGUCCCAGUUGUGUGAAGGAGGAUGAGGAUGAAGAUGCUUUUGCUUGGUUUGUUGCUUUCGCAGCUUCAGCCUCAGCACAUGAACUUUUGCUGCCCCUCCUCCAUCAGCUGAUAUUGUCAACCCUGAGCUCUUUGGCAGGAAGUGAGUGCAUCUUGUUCACAUAGCUGGAACAUGAGGAGAAGAGGUGGUCGUACUCUCAGCUACUGGGGCAACAAACUCAUCUUUUGAAGCUUCAGCCUCAGCACAUGAACUUUUGCUGCCCCUCCUCCAUCAGCUGAUAUUGUCAACCCUGAGCUCUUUGGCAGGAAGUGAGUGCAUCUUGUUCACAUAGCUGGAACAUGAGGAGAAGAGGUGGUCGUACUCUCAGCUACUGGGGCAACGAACUCAUCUUUUGACGAAGAGAGAGAUGGACAGCUGUAGGAGAGGACGUCCAUGGGGGAAGCUGGUCAAAGUUGACUCCAGUGAAACUGUCCUGCUUUUCAGCAAGGAAUGCACAGUGGGCAGAAAAACAGGAUGUUAUCUGUCAUUUCCAGCCAGCAAACUGGUCUCAGGGGAACACUGCAAAAUUGUGCAAGAUGAAAGCUCAGGGCUGGUGUGGCUUGAAGACAUGAGCACCAAUGGCACAGUGAUUAACAUGUCCAAACUGGUCAAGAAGCAAACUUACAUGCUGCAGAAUGGUGAUGUCAUCUACUUUGUUUAUAGGAAAAGUGAACCAGAACAAAAUAUUGCUUAUGUUUUCCACUCAAUCAAAACGGAGCCUAUUAUUUCACAACCUAAUUAUGACAUGGAGAGAUCGGCCCACAGUCCUGCUCUUGUUCCAGCUUCAGACAUGUUGCUCUCUGUGGAGCCAGUAAUGCUCACAAAGGCUCCUUGUAACCCAGUCCAGGCGGAACCUCAGCCCUCCACCUCAACUUCUCACUUCUGUAUCGAGGGCCCUCUCACUUCUGGACUCAUGGCAACGCCAGCCUCUUCUGCCUCCAACCAAGUUAAAGAGGACCUGCACAACAUGGAGCCAGAAAGCAAGCGGAGGAAAAAGGAUAAUGAUUACAAUCAUGAUGCGAGUUUGCCACAAACCUCCAGUUCAGAAGUUGUCGGUGCUAUAAAGGGAAGUGUGAACUCCAAACCUCAUGUGGAAUCAAUUAAAACGGACAAGAUGGAGGAGACUCUGACGUGUGUUAUUUGUCAGGACCUGCUGCACGACUGUGUCAGUUUGCAGCCUUGCAUGCACGUCUUCUGUGCUGCUUGCUACUCAGGCUGGAUGGAGCGCUCUUCGCUUUGCCCCACCUGCCGGUGUCCUGUGGAGAGGAUACGCAAGAACCACAUGCUCAACAACCUUGUAGAGGCCUACCUCAUCCAGCAUCCAGAGAAGUGUCGCAGUAAGGAGGAUCUGAAGAGCAUGGACGGCCGUAACAAGAUAACUCAGGACAUGUUGCAGCCAAAAGUGGAGCGCUCUUUCUCCGAUGAGGAGGGCAGUUCAGAUUACCUCUAUGAGCUCUCUGACAAUGACAGUGACUCCUCGGAUAUUAGUCAGCCUCUUGUGCUGUGCCGACAGUGUCCUGGCUACAGGGGUGAGGUCAGUCAGGUGCUGUUUCCUACAGGUUCAAACUACUGGUUCGCUGGGGUAGUUCCUCCACCUACACAUGCUUCACCCAAACCAGCGACUGAGGAAGGGUCUGCCAAGUCUGCAGCGGAGCAGCCUUCAACAUCCUCUGAUGUCCCCUCAGCUCCUCAGGAGUUCUGCUGCCCCCCUCAGGGCUGCCAUGUCCUCUGCACCUGCUGCCUCUCGCCGAUGCCAGACAGACACACAGAGCAGAACAGCCAGCAGGUCCCUCCUCAACAAUGUAUGCUGUGCCAGCUUCCUUUCUGUCAUAUGUACUGGGGCUGCCAGGGGCUUCGCUGUCAAGGCUGCCUGGCUCGAUUCAGUGAGCUCAAUCUGACAGACAAGUGUUUGGACGGGGUGCUGAACAACAAUAACUAUGAAUCAGAGAUCCUCCAGAACUACCUGUCCUCCAAAGGGAAGUCCUGGAGAGAUGUUCUUCAGGAGGCUGUGCAGGGUUUGCAGGAUAACUACCGUCUGACAGAUUGCCGAAUCUCUGCCAACACCGUCAUGUGCUUGUGCUGCGGCCUGCGAGCAUUCAAGGAGCUGGCAUACCAGUACAGACAGAACAUCCCUCCAUCUGAACUGCCAGCUGCUGUAACAUCUCGUCCCGACUGUUACUGGGGACGCAACUGUCGUACGCAGGUGAAGGCCCAUCAUGCAGUAAAAUUCAACCACAUAUGCGAGCAGACGCGUUUCAAGAACUGACACAGCAGAGCGCUUUGAUUACGGAGCGUCUCGUGCUUUGGACAUCAGAUACGGUUUUGUUCCUUUUACUCGCGUCCAUAUGUAUCUAGCUAACUGCCUUCCAUAUGCAAUAACCUAAUGCUGACAUAACAAUCAUUAUGCAUUUACAGUAGUCGACACAGGGCUGUGUGAAAUAAUGCUAUGCACAUUCACAUUUACCUUUUAAUUUCAGGGUGCAGGGAGUUAAGACCUGGCUGGGCUCAGAUUGUGGCUCACGCAUUAGUAUAACUGACCGGGUAAUCAAACAUGGUUUUAAUUUAUUUGUGUUGAGUUGGUGGUCAAAAAGGUGUUUUCCUGGUAUAUUUGAUUUCCAGCCCGUGCGACAUAAAGUUUUCCUCUCCAUUUUGAGCGAUCGAGGCAAUCUGGAUGGAGAAUGGCCAUGUACUGUAUGUAUUUAUAGUUGUCAACUCUGUAAGGAUUUCUUUUUUUUUUUAGUUACAAUGCAGGACUUCAAACAGUAUCUGAUGCUAAUUAAAGUAAAAUAGUAUAGCACUAUAAUAGUAAUACAACUAUCAAAGCUUCAGAGACCCCGUCUCACCUCUGAGGGUCUACUCCUGUUUUGUAAGGGCAUAAAGCCAUGUUAAAGCUCCUCACACAAAACUAGGGUAGAUUUUUAAUCCCAUGUGAUAUUUGCAAGGGAUUUCACGUCUGUGGGAAUGGAAUCAAUGUGUUGUAAUACUGUCAGAGGGCACGGGGGCCUCUUUUGUAUGCUUUGCUCUGGAUAAUCAUCUCCAAGGUGAUUAAAGUCAUUUAGACGAGGACGUUUUUUCUUUUUUCUGAGAACUGUGUAGUAAGGGCUAAGCUGUGAGGAAAAUGCAUUUGUUCCAUGACGACCUAAGAGAAGAAAGCGUAGACUGCACUUCAAACGACCAGGGAUGGUUAAAAUGCCAUGAAGCUGAUGCUCCUUUUUGUAAGAGUUUUCAUAUGUAACAGUUUAGGGAACUGUGCCAAUACAAACGCAACAGUGUAUGUUGUUAUUUAGGUUUUAAUUAUAUACACUAUGUCAUAGCUCAUCUCACGUUCGCGUUGAUCUACAUUUGUUCAGUUUCUGUUAGUGUGUUGAAUUUAGUGAGAUUAAAUCUAGAUUGAAAAAUAGAUUUUUCCUCUGGUUACUCAAGUUUGCGGAGCUGCUCUUUUGAGGCUCUGUGUCACUGGACAUCAGCGUCUCAUCUGUAACUAUAACUUACCCAGGUGUCAGUAAGUCCCCGUCACGCAAACACACACGACCAGUAUUGACGUAGACGCCACAAAUCACCCUUCAGGGUUUCUCUUCCCACGUUUUUUUGUUUUUUUUUACUUCAAGAUGCUGUUGGUUGUAAAUUGAAACACGAGUCAUUUUGGGGUUGUUAUUUUUGUAGGGAUUACUGUUUGUGUACAGAAAAUGUUGGUGAACUUGAAGAAUAGUGGAGGACGUACACUGAAGUCAGGCCUCGGCUCGUAUCGGUGUGUUUAGUUUUACACGUCAAUGUUUGUUUUAAAAAAAUAAGUCUUUUAUUGCUCGAUGUGUCUGUAUUGUAUGACUCUUAAGGUAUUUGCACAUUAUGUGUCUCUCACACACAUUGAAAGAGUUAUUUUCUUUUAAGUGUACACAGUCUGAAACAACAACAUCCUGGAAGAAGAACAAGUGUCUGUAAUCACUGUACGGGAGCUCAAUAUUCCUUCAAUGUCUAAUCAGAUUUUUAAUCAUGUAAAGAGAUGCUUUUUUCUGGAAGAUAAUAUUAAUAGCAUUUCUAGUGUAGUGUUGGUAUCAUCAGCCGUAAUGACAUUGACACACUAUGUGUUGUUUUGGAAUUGAGCUCCUCAUAGUUUCAUUCUAAGUCUUGGUUUAUGAAUGGGCACUUUCCUGGCCUCUGCCUGAGCUCCUUUAGUUUAUUUGUGGGGUUAGCAUGGGGUGGUUUAGGUGUAUUUUAUUUUCUUUGGCCCCCCUCAGUCAUGGUGGGUUCACAUUGGCAUUCCUUAGCGGCUCAGGCCCUCAGCACAAGCCUGGUCGAUCCCCCAGCAGAGUGGCUAGAUUUUAAUUAUUCCCUCCAGGAGAUCUGGGCACCCUAAGCCAACAGCAGCCUCCGGCCGCUCCAAUCACGGAUUGGAAUUAAAGAGGCUUUGAAGGAGUGCUUUGCAUUCUCCCCGGGGUGGGAUGUGCAGGGUUAUGUUGUAUGUGGAGGCAAAUAUUUACUCGCUAUGCGUGGAUCAAGCUGCUCAGCAGUCGCCGAAGAGGCAGGUUUCGUUCUACCUCAUCACAGCUUCCAGGUGUGUGGGAGACUGAACAGGCACCAGAGUCACGUCAGUUCAAAGCUGAUAUGCGAUGAUCGCCACGGUGCCCGUGAACCUUGUAUGCAAUGCAAAAAUUAGUCUCGACUAUAAUCCACUAUAGAGUAGCACUAGGCACAUGCAACAACUGUUUGAUAAAUGCUUAUUUACCCUGUGUGUUGUAUUAGCAAUGCUAAAGUUGUCUUUGAAAUGGAACUGAUCUGCCUGUUUUCAUUGACAGAUUAAAAUACAGAUAGAGCAGUAGAA
Solea solea (common sole) is the source of this 6529-nucleotide messenger RNA. RefSeq names its product checkpoint with forkhead and ring finger domains, E3 ubiquitin protein ligase (gene chfr). The transcript is spliced from 19 exons. The record is from RefSeq and is a predicted model, not a curated record. NCBI's taxonomy places the organism in Eukaryota, Metazoa, Chordata, Actinopteri, Pleuronectiformes, Soleidae. Gene Ontology annotation, biological process: protein ubiquitination; ubiquitin-dependent protein catabolic process; mitotic cell cycle checkpoint signaling. Gene Ontology annotation, cellular component: nucleus. Gene Ontology annotation, molecular function: ubiquitin-protein transferase activity; protein binding. Bases 2078 to 3976 code for a protein of 632 amino acids.